Messenger RNA from Mytilinidion resinicola, 1443 nucleotides. Its product is annotated as HET-domain-containing protein. The transcript has 2 exons. The coding region runs from base 1 to 1443 and encodes 480 amino acids. The record is from RefSeq and is a predicted model, not a curated record. NCBI's taxonomy places the organism in Eukaryota, Fungi, Ascomycota, Dothideomycetes, Mytilinidiales, Mytilinidiaceae.
AUGUCUUACGUCCCAUACCCUGAGUAUUACCUCGACCUUCCGUCCGAUAGUAUUCGCUUACUACGUCUACUCCCAAAUGAAGACAAAAGGGCACCCAUUCAAUCCAAGCUCUUUACCUACUCUCUGCGGGAUUGGGGCAAACGAACGCAUCCAUAUGACGCUUUGUCCUACGUAUGGGGCAGUUGGGACAAUCCCCAGUCUAUCUCCAUCAGCGAACAGAACUUCGAAAACGAACAUGUCCUCCCAGUGACGAGAAAUCUUCACGAGGCGCUGUCACGUCUUCGACAUCGCUCUAUCGAUCGAAUUUUAUGGAUAGAUGCCAUUUGCAUCAACCAGAAAAACGAUAGAGAGAAAGAGCAACAGAUUCAAUUUAUGGCGAAAAUCUACGCUCAAGCAGACCGUGUUGUUGUUUGGCUUGGAGAGACGGCGGACGGUAGCGACCGAGCGCUCGAAGAGAUGCGCGUUGCCGGAGGCAAGAAGUCGACAGAUUCUUUCAACAGCGAAGCCAUUCCGCAAGCAGUUGUCGCGCUACUUCAACGACCGUGGUUUCAGCGCAUUUGGGUACUUCAGGAAGCUGCCGCAGCUCGACAUGUCCUGAUCAUGUGUGGAUCCGCAGAAAUUGAUGGAUACGCCUUCUGCUUGGGUGUAGAUUCAUUUUUGGAUUCCUACAAACUUCGUGCAGACUUACAGAGUGUGGCCCGUUCAGUCACCUACCUGAUAAGGGGAGCGAUUUUCAGACCUAAAUAUUCCAUGGGUAGAUUGAGUAGAUCUACCCUAGAUAUAUCCUCACUGGACGAGCUGAUGGAUAUGUACCAUGCCCGUCAGGCUACCAUGCGCCACGACAAAGUGUAUGCACUGUUGGGUAUGAGCUCUGAUGAUCUCAGCAACGCUGGUCUCUCACCCAGCUACGAAGUUCCAUGGGAGGAUCUCUUCCAGCGACUAGUCAAGUAUCUACUCUGUCAAAAAAUAUCUGUCGAGACUUGGUGCCAGACAGAGAUCGCAGUAGUCAGGAGCAAGGGCUGUGUUCUUGGUAAGGUAUCCUCAGUACAAAGCAACAUUGGUUCGGAAGACAGACAGGGUGUUGAUGUCAUGUUCAUGAAUAUAUGGGGGCAACCAAAAAACACAGAAGUGCAGAGCGAGCACUGGAAUCUCCACGCCUCGGCAAAAUCAAUCCAAAAUGGAGACAUCAUAUGUCUUCUUCAAGGAACUUCAAAGCCUUUGAUUAUCAGGUUGUGCAAAGAUCACUUCGACGUCGUCAUGAUUGCAUUCAGUCCUCCUGAGAAGAUUCCCGUGGGUGAUGGAUAUAUCGAGUGGCCAAAACUUCUGCAAUCGGAAACAAUCUUCACCCGCGAUUUCAUGCUUGUCUGGGACUGGAAUAUUUCACAUCCAAAAGAAUACGAAGCCUUGAUACAAACCAGCAAGGUGGCAUAUUCGGGACAGUGA